AUGGAUAAUGAUGCUGUGAGGCCGGGUUUGUUGAGUAGUGUCUUAUAUGCAUCUAGUGCUCAUAAAGUGUGGGAAGAUUUAAAGGAGAGAUUUGACAAAGUUAAUGGCUCCAGAAUUCUGUACCUACAUAGAGAAGUUCACACCUUAACUCAGGGAAUUAUGACUGUGACUGAUUACUUUUCAAAACUAAGAGAACUUUGGGAUGAAUUUGAUGCUCUUAUGCCAUGUCCUGGAUGUCCUUGUCCUGAGUCAAAGAUGUAUGCACAACAUUUUGAGUAUCAAAGACUACUUCAGUUCCUUACUGGACUAAAUGAGUCCUACUCUCACUCAAGGAGCCAAAUUAUGAUGAUGUCUCCUCUACCUAGCAUAAACAGAGCAUACUCUGUGUUGGUUGAUCAGGAAAGUGAGAGAAAUCUUGUUAAUAUGCCACAAGUAGCCCAAGUGUCUGACGCUUUGGAGAAUUUAGCCAUGUACAGUAACAAAGGCACAAAUAACACUGGAAGCUACAAACAGAAAAGGAAUCAAGUUCAAUGUGAAUAUUGCCAUUACAAGGGACAUAGCAAGGAAAACUGCUAUAAGUUCAUUGGAUACCCUCCUGACUUCAAUUCCAAGAAGAAAGGUGUCAAUAGUGGACAGUAUGCAAAUCAGGGGUACAGUCCAGAACUGAACUAUGCAGACAGAUAUGGUAUGGGAAAUAAUGUAGCUUCUAAUGUGGUUCAACAAGGCAGAGUUGGUAAUCAGUCUAAUGCAGGUGCCUUACAACCACAGCCAGCUAAUCAGCCUGCAUUCUUUCAGCAAAUGCCACUCUCUACUCCUGUUUUUACUCCUGAACAGUAUCAGCAAAUAGUUCACUUGUUAUCCAAAGGAAGCAUAGAAGGAUCAGAAGCAUUAAGCAAGUCAACUGCUGCAGGUAUUCUAAACAAAGUGAAUGCAUUUAUGUCUCACUGUGUUAAUGACAGGUGGAUUGUUGACACUAGGGCAUCAAACCAUAUGACUUCCAGCCUUGAAAUACUACAUGACUAUAAAGCACUCCCAAACACAGAAGAAAACAAAGUACAAUUACCUACUGGUAGUGUGGCAUCAGUAUCACACAUAGGAAAUGCUUCUGUAUUGAGCAAUCAUGAAAUCUCUAAUGUCCUGUAUAUUCCUGACUUUAAGUUCAACCUACUUUCAGUUUCAAAGCUUACUAAGGAACUAAAAUAUAUGGUUGGCUUCUUUCCUGACUUCUGUAUCUUUCAGGACCUCUUCAGUGGUCAGGUGAAGGGGAUUGGUAGAGAAGAACAUGGUUUAUACAUACUGCGUGGGAGUACCUCUAUAGCAAACUCAUCUCAGCCAACAAAUAAAUGUGCCAACACAACAAAUGAAGUUCUUGCUGCUUCAGCAAGUGAUGCAUCUAUGUUUCCACCUGCUUCCAGUACUUCCUCUAGAACACAUGUAUCUAGUAUUUGCAGUUUAUGGCAUAAGAGAUUGGGACAUGCUCCUAUUGAUGUAAUAAAGAAGAUAGAAGCAUUGAAUGAGCUGGCAACAGGAGUUCUUAGUCAGCCAUGUACUGUAUGUCCUGUUGCUAAGCAAACUAAGAUGCCCUUCCAGCUAAGUAAUACUACUUCUAAGUCUAUUUUUGAGCUAGUUCACUGUGAUAUUUGGGGACCAUAUAGAGUACCUACCCAUGAUGGUAAAAGGUACUUUGUCACCAUAGUUGAUGAUUAUAGCAGGUUUACUUGGAUUUUUCUUUUGAACUGCAAAUCAGAAGCAAUUGUAGUUCUAAGAGAUUUUCUCACUCAAGUAAGCAAUGUGUUCUCUACUACUGUCAAAAUUCUAAGAACAGAUAAUGGAAGUGAAUUCUUUAGCACUGCAUUCAAGCAUUUGUUGUCUGAUCUUGGUAUUGUACAUCAGAGUACUUGUGUUUACACACCCCAACAAAAUGGGGGAGAAUGUGUUGCUACAGCAGUGUAUCUACUGAACAGGCUACCUUCUAAGGGAUUCAGGAACUAUGGUAUUCCCUGUUCUGGAUCUAUUAUUCCUGAGUUGAAUGCUUCCCCUAUCUCUUAUUCAAUACCUAUAGUAGAAAGGUCAACUGAACCUGCUGCAGAUCCAGUGCCAUCUGAUUUCCCUGCAGAAAUUCCUUCUUUUUCUCCAGACAGAAUUGCUCCUGAACCUAUUCCUUCUACUAUGCCUAGUCUUCAAGACAAUGGUUGUGCUGAAUUAUCUGCUGGUCAGUCUGAUCUUGCUGAGAAUCUUGAAGGAUGCAGGAGAUCUUCUAGACCAAGCAAACCACCUGUGUGGUUGCAAGAUUAUGUCACUCUCUCCAAAGGCUCAAAAUGCACUUAUCCUAUUUCCUCUUAUGUUGAUUAUUCACAUAUCUCUCCAACCUUUCGACAGGCUCUCAUAGCCUACUCAGCUAUUACAGAACCUACCACCUUCAGAGAGGCUGCUGCUGAUCCUAGGUGGGUGAAAGCUAUGCAGUUGGAGAUUGCUGCACUUGAGGACAAUUCUGGGGGAUUUUUUUCUAUGCGUUCGCGACCCAGGGGUCGCGUUCGCGAAGACGGGUGGACUGGAAGCAUCGCGUUCACGAUAGUGGGGCUGCGAACGCGUAGAGAAAUUUUUCUGGGGUCUGGGGAAAGACACCCAUUGGCUGUAUGUGGUGUGUAUAAUGUGAAGUACAAAGCAUCUGGGGAGGUAGAAAGAUUCAAAGCUAGGCUGGUUGCUAAGGAUACAAUGGAUGUUCAUAAUGCCUUCCUCAAUGGUGAUCUUAUUGAGAGGUUUAUAUGCAUAUUACCUGAGGGCUCCAAGACAAUGGAAUAUGAAAUUGACAGAGGCCCUAGUGUGUAUGGGGUUCAGCAAAGUCAUUAUGACUAUUCUCUGUUUACAAAGAAGGUUGGGAGUGACAUAGUGGUCAUACUGCUGGAACACCCAUUAGAACUGAACCAGAAGUUGACAACCACUGAGUUUGAUAAGUGCUUCAAUACAAAUAAUACUCACUCGGAUGAAGCUCUCAAGAAUCCUGGUGUCUAUCAAAGACUGGUAGGAAGGUUGCCUGUAUCUCACUAUGACCAGGCCAGAUAUGCCUUUGUGGUACAAGUGCUCAGUCAGUUCAUGCAUUGCCCUAAAAGUAUCUCAUAUGGAAGCAGCAUUGAGAGUAAUAAGAUUAGGGGCAUGCAUACAGACAAGGAGAUCUGUUAUAGGAGAAUUAUCGACUCCGUAUCUGGGGGCGACCCGGUAACGCUUUUCUAUAGCAAACUGGUGUCUGCAGCCAUGGCGGCGGCGCCUUCUCUUUUAGCUUUGACUAAAAUGCAGCAAAUCUGA
Molecule: messenger RNA, 3303 nt
Organism: Nicotiana attenuata
Lineage: Eukaryota; Viridiplantae; Streptophyta; Magnoliopsida; Solanales; Solanaceae
Exons: 10
Coding region: 1-3303 (1100 amino acids)
Biological process (GO): DNA integration
Molecular function (GO): nucleic acid binding
Source: RefSeq, a predicted model, not a curated record